GCCCCCUUGUGGGACGCUAUAAACAGCUGCAAGGGAAACCCGGCUGGCUUCUGUGGGGCGCGCGCUUGUCGCACUUGUGGCGGAGUUGGUGGGAAGCCCUGGGAGAAAGAGUUUCCGAAGCAGCUGGUGGCCGCGCGCCCAGACUCAAAAUGCCAAACUGGGGAGGUGGCAACAAGUGUGGGGCCUGUGGCAGAACAGUGUACCAUGCAGAAGAAGUUCAAUGUGAUGGGAGAAGCUUCCACAGAUGCUGCUUUCUUUGCAUGGUCUGCCGGAAAAACUUAGACAGCACAACAGUAGCCAUCCAUGACGAAGAGGUCUACUGCAAAUCAUGCUAUGGAAAGAAGUAUGGUCCAAAAGGCUAUGGCUAUGGCCAAGGAGCAGGAACUCUUAAUAUGGACAGAGGGGAGAGGCUGGGCAUCAAGCAUGACAAUGCACCUUCUCACCGACCUACAACAAGUCCAAAUACUUCAAAGUUUGCCCAAAAAUUUGGAGGAGCAGAGAAAUGUUCCAGGUGUGGUGAUUCUGUGUAUGCAGCAGAGAAAGUAAUAGGAGCUGGAAAGCCUUGGCACAAAAACUGCUUUCGCUGUGCCAAGUGCGGGAAAAGUCUUGAAUCAACAACUCUGACAGAGAAGGACGGUGAAAUCUAUUGCAAAGGUUGUUAUGCGAAGAACUUUGGCCCCAAAGGAUUUGGCUAUGGGCAGGGAGCUGGUGCUCUGGUUCAUGCUCAAUGAUUCGUUAGUGCCAUUGCACUGAAAUGGUUCUAUAGUUACAACUUAAAUGCCACUAAUUACUGUGAAACUGAUAACUAGUGUCCUAUGCCGUUGCUUGUCUUAAAAGUAUUGCGUUUUCUCAAGCCUUAAAAGCACACCUUGUACAUGCACUGUCAACUGGCUUCAGCAAAGCUUUUGUGCUUAGAUGAUUAGUGUGUCAAAAGGCCCCCUGGAGAAAAUUGUUCUGUUUCUACUGCCUACAGAUCUGCAUCUUCCGGUAUAUAUUGCUUUGCCUGCAACAUUUGAAGCAUGGUAUGAGUUGCUUGCUGCCUAAACAAGCACUUCAUCAGGUAAUGGGAAGACUGGAAGUAAAAAAAAACAUGUUAAUCCAUUAUAGCCAAGUCUGUAAUUGUAGAUUUGCAGUAGCCUUGCUCAGGCAUUGACCUUCCCAAUUAUGCUCAUUGGUCUUGCCUACUCCACGUUGGAGAAGUAACUUCUAAAGCAGGAACCCACUCUACUCAUGGAGUCCAUGAUUUAGAAUCCUAGUGUUACUCCACUUAGUAUAGCAGGUUCCCUUCUAGGGAAUGAUGGGAUAAUGGCAGAGUUAAGGCCAAUAAGCUGACAACCACCCAUCCCUUGCUCUGCCCCUUUUGCAGUUUUAUAGGGGACUAUGCACUAUGUUAACUGCCCAUCUCAGUAGUUUCACAGACAAGAUGUGAGGUACCUUGAAUUCAGAAAGGCAACAACUUCUACAGCAGAUACCUCAGUUGCAUUUUUAGAUCUCUGCUCUGGCUAUUCUAAUUCAUGGUAUCCUAAAGAGAAACUUGGGGGAAAACCCAUGGCUUGACUCACAAGGAAGUUCCCUCCCCUCUCCUUCCCUAUUCCCAUUUCAGCUGUGCGUGCUGUUUGGGAAGAGGUUGGAUGGAGCACAGGGGGAACUCUAUGAACUCAUGUU
Lacerta agilis (Sand lizard) is the source of this 1665-nucleotide messenger RNA. It is a transcript of the gene CSRP2, whose product is annotated as cysteine and glycine rich protein 2. The record is from RefSeq and is a predicted model, not a curated record. The coding region runs from base 150 to 731 and encodes 193 amino acids. Gene Ontology annotation, biological process: sarcomere organization; muscle tissue development. Gene Ontology annotation, molecular function: actinin binding; structural constituent of muscle. The transcript is spliced from 6 exons. Gene Ontology annotation, cellular component: nucleus; Z disc; cytoplasm. Lineage: Eukaryota; Metazoa; Chordata; Lepidosauria; Squamata; Lacertidae.